Salvia splendens (bonfire salvia) is the source of this 2848-nucleotide messenger RNA. RefSeq names its product Pentatricopeptide repeat (PPR) superfamily protein. NCBI's taxonomy places the organism in Eukaryota, Viridiplantae, Streptophyta, Magnoliopsida, Lamiales, Lamiaceae. Gene Ontology annotation, molecular function: RNA binding; protein binding. The record is from RefSeq and is a predicted model, not a curated record. Bases 93 to 2411 code for a protein of 772 amino acids. Gene Ontology annotation, biological process: RNA modification. The transcript has a single exon.
CUAAACAAUACAGACGUCGCCUCUUCUCUCUCCGGUUACCGCCGUCGACGGCAGUAACAUGCCCACAGCAAACCGACGUUUCGUAGCUGUUGAUGAAGAAUAUAAUUUUAAUCCCUCAACUUCAAAUCCUUCAGAAACAAUUCAUACACCGCCCAAUAUGUUUCAAGAUGUUCUCCUUACAUUCAUAUUACCACGGUCACCACGUGCUUGAUGAAAUGCCACAACGACCAAAUGUCCCUGUUUACCGGUUCAUGCUCAAUCUCAUGAACCAAAACCGCAGGUGCGAAGCACUUUAUGUUUUCAAGAAUCAUCUACGGACGGAUAUUUCGGGAGUUAAUGAAGUUGUGCUAGCGCUUGCUUCAAAGGCUUGUGUUGGGCACCCAAGAAUUGGACGUCAGACCCAUGGUUUUGCUGUGGUUUCUGGUUUUAUUGCCAGUGUUUCUGUCUGUAAUUCUUUGAUGAACAUGUACUGCAAGUCGUCGAAUUUAAGGACGGCUUUGUGUAUUUUUGUGAAUUUGAAGAACCCUGAUAGUGUUUCUUACAAUACAGUGCUAUCAGGGUUUGAAGACAAUAAAAGCGCACUCCUUUUUGCUCGCGGGAUGCAUUCGUCUGGGAUUGCUUUUGAUUCGAGAACUUUUACUAGUGCUCUUGCCCAUUGUGCAGCAGAUGGCGAGGAAUUUGAUGUCGGGUUUCAGUUUCAUUGUCUUGUCUCUAAGUUAGGUUUGGAUGUAGAGAAUUUUACUGGGAAUGCGUUAAUUACAUUGUAUUCGAAAUGUGGAAAAGUUGAGGAUGCUAAAAGAGUGUUCAAUGAGAUGCCCCACAAAGAUUUGGUUUCAUGGAACGCUAUUCUCUCCGGCUAUGCUCAGGAGGGCAGUAAUGGAUUGAGAUGCAUUAAGGGAUUUGUUGAAAUGGUGAUGGAAGGGUUUAAGCUUGAUCAUGUCUCAUUUACUAGUGUGGUUGCAGCUUGUGGUCACGAGAGGACCCUCGAGUUUGGUAAGCAGGUGCAUGCUUUGUCAAUGAAAAGAGGAUAUGGGGAUCAUGUCAAGGUUUGUAAUGUUCUCAUGUCUAUGUAUUCGAAAUGCGAAGCUGUUGGAGAUGCAGUAGCUGUCUUUGAGAAUAUUGUUGACCGUAAUGUAGUGUCUUGGACAACAAUGAUCUCUAUUGAUGAUCAGUAUGCUAUGAAUUUGUUUAAGGAGAUGAUACAAGAUGAAGUAUGGCCGAAUGAUGUUACAUUCAUUGGAUUGAUUCAUGCAAUAACAAAACACAAUAUGAUGCGAGAAGGCCUAAUGGUGCAUGCCUUCUGUAUGAAGUCGAACUUCCUUUCAGAAACUAGUGUGGCAAAUAGUUUCAUUACCAUGUAUGGCAAGUUUCAGAUGAUUGAAGACUGUAUUAAGGUGUUUGAGCUGAUUGAUGACAGAGAAAUCAUAUCGUGGAAUGCUCUUAUUUCUGCUUAUUCUCUGAAUGGCAUGUAUCAGAAAGCUUUGCAAGUAUUCUCAUCAGCUUCCAAAGAAUUAACACCCAACCCUUAUACAUUUGGUGCUGUCUUACAUGCAAUAGCUUCAUCUGAAUCGAUUUCUCUUAGGCAAGGCCAACGAUGCCAUGGAUUCUUGAAGAAACUCGCAUUGGAUAGUGAUCCAAUUGUCUCUGGUGCACUUCUUGACAUGUAUGCAAAACGGGGGAGCAUUUUUGAAUCCGAGAAGAUAUUUUCUGAGUUGACAGAGAAAAACCAAGUUGCUUGGACAGCCAUAAUCUCUGCAUACUCAAGGCAUGGGGACUAUGAAAAAGUGAUGAAGUAUUUUAAGGAAAUGGAGAUGGAAGGCGUAAAGCCUGACUCCAUUACAUUUCUUUCCAUUUUGACAGCAUGUAGUCGCAAUGGGAUGGUUGAUGUAGGACGUGAAGUUUUCGAUUCUAUGAUUAGUGAUCAUUCUGUGGAACCAUUAGCCGAGCAUUAUUCUUGUAUUGUGGAUAUGUUGGGUCGGGCAGGGAAGCUGAAGGAAGCUGAAGAUCUUCUGAGCCAGAUCCCUGGAGGACCUGGAGUAUCUGUCCUACAAAGCCUACUUGGGGCUUGUAGAAUUUAUGGAGAUGUAGAGAUGGCAACUAGAGUUGCUGAUACUUUGAUUGAAAUGGAGCCUGAUGAAUCGGGUUCUUACGUUCUGAUGUCUAACUUGUUUGCUGAGAAGGGGAAGUGGGAAAAGGUUGCAAAAAUUAGGACAAUGAUGAGACGGAGAAAAGUGAUCAAAGAAGUAGGAUAUAGUUGGGCAGAUGUCGGAAAAAUUGAGAGCUCACUAGGUUUGCAUGGAUUUUCAUCUGGAGACAAGUCACAUCGUCGGUCGAAAGAAAUCUAUGAAAUGGCUGACUUGUUAGGAUCAGAUAUGAAACGAAGAGCAAGAUGCUAUGAGAUUUGCAUAUAAUAGAUGUGUACUGGUUAUUCAUACUAAGAAUGCUAGAGGGAUGGUUGACUUUUGCAGCAUAAAAUCAAUCGUUGAUCCUCCCGGAUGUUCAUUAUUAGCAGAUGACUCAAGGAAUAUGAAAUGUUGAUCCUCCCUGAUGUUCAUUAUUAUUCAUCACACAUCAGAAAGCAUUUUUCUGAUGAAGUGCGAGCAUGGUUUUAAGCAAGACAGUCGCUUACUCGUCUGGUUUCCUGCAAUAACUUAUUGAUUGAAUGUGACGGAUUUUGGUGACAGCGGAGGUGUUCAUAUUUAUGCAGGGACUUGCUACAAGUACAUGCAAACAUAUUUUUCACAAGUUAUGCUAACAUAUCAGUAUCAGCUUUUUGUGGUGUAAAGAGUAACUAUGCACUAUGUUGUUCCGAUUCACUGAUCAUGAAUAUAGAGUUGGGAGUUUGAUA